This is a messenger RNA of Nerophis ophidion (straightnose pipefish), 717 nucleotides long. RefSeq names its product mitochondrial amidoxime-reducing component 1-like. Gene Ontology annotation, molecular function: molybdenum ion binding; pyridoxal phosphate binding; catalytic activity. The record is from RefSeq and is a predicted model, not a curated record. NCBI's taxonomy places the organism in Eukaryota, Metazoa, Chordata, Actinopteri, Syngnathiformes, Syngnathidae.
UUGUGUCCAAGUUCUAAAAUGGAGGCGAGGCUGGCUGGGAACAAAGUGGUCCUGCUGGUCGGCGGAGCUGCUGUCGCCGUGGCGGCUUUAGGCCUGGGAUAUAAAUACUUUGGGAAGCCGGAGCGGCUCGUCCGCGUGGGUGUGGUGUCGCAGCUCCUCGUCCACCCGCUCAAGUCCGGCAAGGCGGUGUCAGUGGGCCUCUAGUGCGGACAGAUGCAGGACCGACACUGGAUGGUGGUGAAGGAGGACGGUCACAUGGUGACAGGCCGCCAGGAGCCCCGCCUUGUUCUGAUGUCCCUGACCUGCGAGGGAGGCUCCGUCUGCCUGAACGGCCCCGACAUGACGGAGCUGCGUUUCCCCGUCCAGCAGCCCCACAACCCCGUGGUCAACUGCAGAGUGUUCGGCACUGACGUUGAGGGGCGGGACUGCGGCGAUGAAGCGUCUGGUUGGUUGGGUGACUUCCUGUGCGGCGAGAAUACCCUCCGCCUGGUGCACUUUGAAGCCCACAUGAGGGCCAGGAAGGCUGCCAACAUGGAGCCUCUCUUCUCUCUAAAUGAGGAGGUGGCGUACCCAGACUGCGGGCCGGUGAUGCUGUUGUCCCAGGCCUCCGUCAAAGAUCUGAGCAGCAGGUUGGACAAGGAAGUCACCGUGGAACGAUUCCGUCCAAACAUCGUCAUCAGCGACUGUGAGGCCUUCGCGUACGACUGUGGCGUGUGA